AUGAUGAAGUCUAGCGUGCUGCCCUCGGUUCUCUGCAUAGCCGGCUCGCUCUUAUUCCUCACGCGUUACGCCUCUGAGGUCGAGCACUGGAGUCCUUCGAACGCAUAUUCAAAGGGCCUGAGUUUCAGAAAGCGUUUCCAGCAUGAGAUCGUCAAAAAAACCAAGCUGCCCCAACUUGCUGCAAAGACAGAAUCAGCACAAGUUGUGUUCCGAGACUGGAAUGCAGAGCAGAUAGACAGUCGUAUAGAAGACGACAGGCCAAGACCACAUAUUAUCAUUCCGCCGACCGACAGCUCUGGAAAAGUUGCACGUGGAAACUUGGCUCUAGAUGGGCUCGGUCCGGGACGUUCGCAGGCUGCUGGAGCCAAGAACAUAAGCAGCUGUCGCCCCGACCAGCUCGUAUACAUAUACGAUCUGUCCCCGGAGUUCAACGUGGCGACAGUCACUACCGACUGCGCGACAAACCGGUUUUGGGCGGUGCACCCCCGAAACGCGUGCCAGAUCUACUCCCCCGAGCACUGGGGAAUAGGACCUCCCCUUAAGGACGAGAAGUUUGCGGAACUGGGCAGUGAUCCUCAGAUGUGGGCUGAUACUGGACAACACGCUCUUGAAGUCAUGUUCCAUCAGUACAUGACGAAUCUCUACCCCUGUCGAACGCACGACUCGGAAGCGGCAGCCGCUUUCUACGUUCCUCUGUACACGGGCAUACUGUGGCAAAUCCAUUCGGCGCAAUGUGCGACCAACAACUGCCCACAGCCGUCACCGUUACUAGGUCUCGGAAAUAGACUCGAGGAAACGCUCAAGCGUAUGCCGUACCUAGAAAGGAAUGAAGGCCGAGACCACUUCACGACGAUGGGUUACGUAACUGACCUUGCCGUCGAAGACUUCACCUGCUGCAAAUCCAAGUUACUGAACAUGGCCUACACGAGAGCCAUGACGUUACUUGGCAUAGAGCCUGCGUAUGCACACGAAGAGCGCCAAGUCAGCAUCCCCUACCCCACCAGCUUCCACCCCGUGUCUCUGUCCGACAUAGCCGCCCACCAAACUCUCGUCGCCUCUUCCCACCGUCCGAUCUUCGUCAGCUUCGCUGGAUCGUUCAAACGACCGGGCCUCCACUCCGGCCGCGCCCUGCGCGGUGCGCUCCAGGAGCAUUGCGCGCGCGCGCCCGACUUCUGCCACGUGGCGGCCUGUGAGAAUGUGUGCGGCGCCGCGGAGAGCUUCGAGCUAUAUCUACGGUCGACGUUCUGUUUGCAACCGCCGGGGGACUCGCCAACCCGCCGAGGCGUCUUUGAUGCGCUACAGGCGGGCUGCAUUCCCGUCAUCUUCCAACCCAAAACCAUCAACCCAUACGCCCACUUUUUGCGGCCCGACUGGGGCCGAUACUCAGUGUUCGUUCCAGAAGAUGACGUCAUCAACGGGGCAACGGACGUCAUCGAGUUUCUAAGGAACGUGUCCGAUGUCGAAAUCGAAGCCAAACGCAAGCGUAUAGUGAAAGUGCUGCCCCGGAUUGUGUAUAGAAACGUUGCGCGGACCCUGCUUGGGAAAAUGGACGUGGCAGGUUCUGACUACCAGGGACCAGUUAUUGGGUGGACAGGCGCGUACGAAGUUGCAAUCGAUGCCGCUUUGGAAAAGAUCCGCGACAGAAUGCAGACACGUAAUGCGAGUAAUGCGGCUACUGAGACUGUUUGA
This is a messenger RNA of Klebsormidium nitens, 1689 nucleotides long. NCBI's taxonomy places the organism in Eukaryota, Viridiplantae, Streptophyta, Klebsormidiophyceae, Klebsormidiales, Klebsormidiaceae. The record is from the annotation of a GenBank genome assembly.